AUGGCUAAGGAACCAGGAGGACAGCUGACAAAAAACAUAGGAGUUGACCCUCCAGGGCAGAUUCUGAAUGAAGAAAAUAUGGAAAUUAAACAUAAUGCUAAUGGAAACAACACGGAAGACAUUUAUGCCAGCCCCCACGCGACAAAACGAAAAGAAAUAUGGUGUCUUUUAAAUGCGCUGAAUCCAAGAAAGGGAGAAGCUUGGUUGCUUGAAGGUGACUUUAACUCCAUCAUUCAAAGCGACGAAAAGGAAGGAGGUUCAAACCGAGGAACUGGUGUUAGUAAGAUGUUUCAAGGCUUUAUCUUUGAAUCAGAACUCCUAGAAGUUGAAUUUAGAGGAGAUGAAUACACAUGGAGACGAGGGAGACUUUGGAAACGAUUGGAUAGGUGCCUUUUAAAUGAAGGAUGUGCUAACCUCUUCCUUAUGUCCCUCGUUACACACUUGGCUCGAGUGGGAUCCGAUCAUUGUCCGCUCCUAUUUCAUGCUCCAAAGCUGAGUGGAAGGGCGGAAGAUAGACCAUUUCGCUUUAUAGCAGCGUGGCAAGAACACCCAAAUUUUUCUGAUUUUGUGCGAGAGUCAUGGGAAGAUAGGCUGAAUGUUCUAGCUAAUAUUGAAAAAAUUAAGCUAAAAGUUAGAGACAAGACAUCAGUAUUCGGCAACAUUGGAAAAAGGAAGAAAAUACUAUUAGCUCGACUUCGAGGGAUCGAUAAAGCAUUACGUAGAUUCCACUCAAACCAUCUGAUUCAAUUGGAGACAACUUAA
Messenger RNA from Hibiscus syriacus, 762 nucleotides. RefSeq lists its product as uncharacterized. The transcript is spliced from 2 exons. NCBI's taxonomy places the organism in Eukaryota, Viridiplantae, Streptophyta, Magnoliopsida, Malvales, Malvaceae. The coding region runs from base 1 to 762 and encodes 253 amino acids. The record is from RefSeq and is a predicted model, not a curated record.